GAAGCUGAGCGCUCCUCCUGGUUUGUGUUUGGCGCUUUAAAGACACUCAGCCAUGAUAAUAUCAUUAGUUCUAAUGGGGAAGUCUGGCAUUCACUGGCUCUGCUUCCCUUUUUUAAGACUGACCGGUAGCUUUCGGAGGUGGCCCCCGUCCAGAAGGACUCUAAUCAUUGGGAUUAUUUGUGUUAUCUAUGUGUUCUUUGUUGUCUCUGAGUUUGGAUACUCGCAGCAGAACCAGGACAGAAGGACUGACAAAGACAAGUACCGACACACCCGUGGAUUGUAUAACUUGGAAAGUAAUGGUGCGCUACCAGACUCGGUUCCAACACGGUCUAACGUAGUGUACAUAACUCUGAAGACUAAGCGGUUGAAACCAGCGAAUAUACGUGGGACUAUUAGACCAAAAGUGAGGAGAAAAGUGAGGAGGAAUAUCACGGCUAGUUCCGCUUUUACGCAGAACAAACUUUCCACUUUGGAGCAGGACGCGGGCCAAAUUAGGAACUUUGAGCCGAACACGUCCUGGAGAGAAACCCGGGAUGUUGAUUAUAAAUCUUUGGAUUUAAUCCAUAAUCCUCACAUAGAUGAACAAACUGACUCUCAUUUUAGUUCUAUCCGAAUUUACAGCCACAGAGCACCGCCAUGGCUCAGCUCACAGGACGUCAAAGCCAUGCGCUUUCUCGCUGAUGCCAAAGUUUUACGCAUCAAAGAAGUUUCUCAUGGAGACUCUCCGUCUCUGCUGAUAUUUCAGGGAGAAGGUGGUGAUUCAGUGACCGAUCAAAAGCUGACAGAGAGGAAGGAUGUGUGCAGAGGGAAGUGUGGCAUCAUCAACAGUCCUGUGGACAACACGGAGGUCUUCGCUUUCCACCUGGACAGGGUGCUGGGACUCAACAGGACCUUACCGGCUGUGAGCAGAAAGUUCAACAUUUUACACGACGGCCUGCCCUGCCCAGUGGUGUCAUGGGAUGCUUCUUUUUACCCAGAAGGCCUCGCUGCUGGCUCAUCUACAGUGAGGUUAACCUGGGGGGAGUACCAGAGCUCCCUGAAGCAGAGGUGUUGGAUCAAAAACAUCAGCCCAAAGCCAGACUCUGGCUGCUCCACGGUCCAUCACUACGAGUGGAGUAAACUGGCUCUGUUUGACUUCCUGUUACAGAUCCACAGCCGUCUGGAUCAGAGCUGCUGUGGAUUCAGGCCCAGGCUGGAGGAUUCAUGUGUGGAAUUUGGACACCAUACUGAAUGUGUUGACCAUAACAGCAUACCACUGGCGAACAUUGUGCACAGGAGUCAUGACCCCAGACACCUGGUCUUCACCAAUAACAAGGGAUUCUUUGACCGUAAUGAGGACAACCUGGAUUUCAGGAUUCUGGAGGGAAUCAGAGAGCUUCCUGAGCAGGCCGUGUCCAUCCUAAGGAGCAGGAAGCUGAGGGAGAAGCUCCUUCAGUCUCUGUUCCUGGACCAGACGUACUGGGAGAGCCAGGGGGGCCGCCAGGGCAUCGACAAACUCAUAGAUGUCAUCGAAAGGCGGGUCAGGGUGCUCCUCACCUACAUAAACGCCCACGGGAUCAAAGUAGUCACUAUGAACGCAUGAGACUGACAUCAACAUUAGUGGUAAAAUUACAGAGGCGGAUGAAGUUAUCUUUAGAAGUCGCUGUGUUCUUUGAUAUGGGCCUUUGAUAAGACACUGGAGCUUUGCCCACAUGCACGUCAUACAUGAAUGAAAGACCCAUCAGAUUAUGUCUGAAAUGUUACUUUGAAUGCAUUUCUAGCAAAUUCUUAAACAUCAACAGUGCCGCGCAAAAGAUUAAAGUCACCAGAAGGAUUGUUGUUUUAGCAAUUUUAUUAGAAAUCAUCAGUUCUUUCUGGAAAGCUCCUGAUUCGGAAGGCUUUCAUCGACAAACUCCACAUACUCUGUUUUGCAGUUUUGCUCUGACUGACGGUGCACACCACAAGAUCUCUGGAGGAUGAAUUAAUGCAGGAAUUAUGAUAGAAUGAUAUUGCUUUUCUUCUUUAGCUUCUAGUAAGGGUGAGCACAUCACAGAAGUAAAAAGUUUGUUUUCCAAAAAGUAUAUGAGGUGUCAUUUAAAAUGUCCCGCCUUUCCUCUUUGAAAUUCAACCAUUCUUCGUCCGUGGUGUCGUUUUACCUCUGUGACCCUCUGCCCCACUGAUAAUGUGGUUUGUGCCACCGGUUGACAUAACAUUGAUAUAAGGAUGAUUUGUAUUUUAAUGUUGACCAGACGCUGUGCUCAUUCUAGUCCCUUUUUGGGUUGAUCUGCUCUAUUUGGAUUGACAUAUUUUGGCAGUGGCCUCCACUGAAAACAGACUCUGGGUGUUUCUCCAUAGGAGCACAGCAGACUUUUGGCUCACUCAAGUGCACCUAGUGGGCAAAUGGCUGCUCAUACGGAGUAUGUGGAAUUUUGGAAGUUAUAUUUCAGCUAGAAAAAAAUCACUUUGAAAUUUAAAUAUUGGGGUAUCUUAGUUGUGUUGUCUGUGCACCUUAUGUACAGAGGCUGUUGCAGGUAGCCUGGGUUGACAUCUAACCUGUGACUCUGACAAUACUCAUUGACCUUUCUAAAUAAAGGCAGGGGAAGCAAAAAAUGUUUCUAACCUUCCUCCAAAUCCUACCUAGUGUGUUUUGGUUGGCUGAUGUGUGUUAUUCUAUGUAAUAGAAUGCUGGCAUUAGGCCAAAACCGUGUAUCUCCAAAAUCACCACUUUCCAGGAAAUGGAAUACUUUUCAAUUAAUUUAACACUGAAUGGUCAUAGUCAGCAUCUUUUUGACACUUUUUAUUGCCUUAAAACAGGUUAAAACCCACUGACAGAUGUAAAGGGGGACCAAAAGCACUGAUUUAAGAAAAAAAAGUUAAGAUUCUGAAAAAAGGAGAUACAAGGUUUUUGCCUGAUGCCAGCCAUAAGCCCCUUUAGGCUUUUAGACACAACAGUUGAUCUGGGAGAGAGUGGGGAAUGGCAUUUGGGAAAGGAGCCACAGGUUAGAUUUGAAUCCAGGCUGCCUGCUUCAAGGACGACAGCCUGCAUACAUGCGGUGCACAAACUAAAGUCUAAGUCAGACCAAAGAUCUGGUGCUCUGUGCGAAAGCAAAUGGAAGAGAAAAUGUAUCAUUUCCUUAGCAACAUAGCUAGGUGCCCUGCCCCAGACGUGAUUCGAAGACACUUAAGUUUUCGACUCUAGAUUGUUAACAGGCAGAUGUUGUACCUGCACAGCAUUUCUGCUUGACGCCAGCUGCAGGGUCUUCAGCUGAGAGCCAUCCUUGCUUGAUGUAAAUGAGUAAGUGAGUUAAAAUAUUUGCCAUGUAGCAAGCAAUAUCUACUUGUUAAAUUUCUUGAAUUAGGAGAAUAUCACUAAAAGAAACUUGAGCAAAUUUUGCUUGCUGCUUUGGUAGAUAUUUUUACUAUUACAAGCUAUAUAGGCCUUCAUUUUCACUUUGAAGAUCUUCAGGACCUGUCAGGUCAAUUUGGCUUACAUAAAAUGUAAUGAGCUACUUUCAACUAGAAAUUAGACCAACACAAUUUUGAGAGUUUAGUAGUAAAGGUCAAUGCCAUAAAAGCAGUAAAGGUUCACCCAGACAGAAAAAGACUUACAAGAUAGCCUAAAACUAAAAAACUCUGGGAAGUUCUCAGCUGAAAGAAGCCUGAUAAAAUAUUAACAAAACAAUAUUAAAGAAAUCCUCAAGGAAGUUUCUCUGAAAGAGUUCAAGAAGUGCUACUUGCAAAGGAAAACUCACUCUUUAUACAAAAAUAUUCCUCAGAGGUCUUGUUAUUGCUAUCAUUUAUUUUUGUUGUUAUAGAGGCCAAGUAAUGAUUAUGGACAGUCAUUAAAACUUUGCUAAAACAACAAAGCUUGUGGUAUUAUAAGACGUUUGCACUUUGCAUAAGAACAUCUACUGUCCAGGAUGGUGUAAUUUCAUUGGAAAUAGCUAGAAAAAAUGAAGCUUAUUCAUAAUUUAUUUUUCUUAUGUAGUUUUCAAGCCGUUAUAAUAAGCCAAAUGAAGGACUUAACAAAGUUUUGUUUAAAACAAUGUAAUACCAAGCUAUUCAGAUUGUUCAAUGUUAAAGAAACAUAAAAAUAAAUCGCAAGAGAGACAUUUAAAUAUUCACUUUUACUUGCAAAAACAAGUUCAGCUUCCCUCUUCAUUUCCUUUGCCCCUAUGGCAAGUGCACUGCUGUCAUGUGUACAUAUUAUGUUGCUGUUAUUACUUUUGCCCUUCCUGAGGCCUUUCAGCAAGUGUAAUUUUCAUUGUGUAUGAAUGGAAUGCACUAAAUUUAAGUUAUUGUCAUCUCUGCUCCUCUAUUUAACUCAGAAAAUAAAACAUUGAUAAAGCCUGUCAGCAUGGCUCCGAGCCAUGCUAACGGGCUUUUAAACAAACAAAUGUUAGAAAAGUUGUUUUAUCUUGUGUAAAGUCUUAAAUUAUAUACUUUUGUGUGCUCUUUAGAAAAAAUGUCUCUCUGGAAGUUUAAGAUUUCAAAAUUGUAUGCAUUACAUCACAUACAGGAUUAUCAAAAAUAUCUAGGGCCCUGUUUUAACAGCAUAAAGAACAUUGUUUAAAGUGUGUGGUGCAUAUCUGUCUAUUUUUUGCUAUUCAGAUGGCACAUAAUCCUGGCACAAACUCAGGCACAGAGCACAAAAGGAUGGAUAACAUGCUGUGAUUAUGCAUGGCUGUAUUUAGAGCAUCAAACUGAUCAGAAUGUCAUCGCUCUUCCUUUAAGAGCAGUGUGCACCUGCAGGCUGGCGUGAUGGUUUUUACAUGGCAGAAUUAAGUUUUUAAUAGGCCGACUACCGGAGGGAUCAUUAAGCUUUCAUUCUUUAAUUGUGCUACUGAAUACACACAACACACUGUAGGAAACAUGUUCAUAAAAGAACCGCAAUUUAAACAUUUCAUAGUUUAGACAACUAUGAACAUCAUAGUCAGUGCUGCCAUGUUUGUAAUUCCACUUUAGGUUCGCUAUAUGGACAAAAGUAUUUGGCCACACCUGUUAAUUUGUGAAUUCAGGUGUUUCAGUCACAUCCAUUGCCACAGGUGUAUAAAGCACCUAGCUCUGCAGUCCCAUUUGCAAACAUUUUUGAUAAAAGUGGGUCGUUCUGAAGAGCUCGGUUAUUUCAAGCAUAGUGCUGGGAUGGACGCCACCUUUGCAAUAAGACUGUUUCAGAAAUUUCAUCCCUGUUGGAUAUUCUACAGUCAACUGUGUGUGACAUUCCUAGAAAGUGGAAACGUUUAGGAACAACAGAAACUCAGCUACCAAGCUGAAGACCACAUAAAAUCACAGAGCAGGGUCGACUGCUGGUUUGUAGAACAUGACGCUCUGCUGAUUCUGUGGCUGAAGAGUUUUGAACUCCACUGGCAUUGAUGUAAGAACAAAAACUGUGCAGUGGGAGUUUUGCAUUGUGCCAACUGUGAAGUUUGGUGGAGGAGGGAUAAUGGUAUGGGGCUGUUUUUCAGGGCUUAUCUCCAGUGAAGGGCAAUCUUAAUGCCAAGA
Messenger RNA from Cheilinus undulatus (humphead wrasse), 5481 nucleotides. It is a transcript of the gene gask1b, whose product is annotated as golgi associated kinase 1B. The record is from RefSeq and is a predicted model, not a curated record. Gene Ontology annotation, cellular component: Golgi apparatus. Lineage: Eukaryota; Metazoa; Chordata; Actinopteri; Labriformes; Labridae. The transcript has 4 exons. The coding region runs from base 53 to 1582 and encodes 509 amino acids.